AUGGACCCGGAGCGUCGCAAGAUUGUCGAGAAAUCGAUGAAGAGGAAGUUGGAUGCAAGAUGUUCGCUUUUCGUGCUCAUCUAUAUCAUGAACUAUCUGGAUCGCAACAACAUGGCUGCUGCCAGACUGAAGGGUCUGCAAGAGGAUCUGAAGCUUAGCGACACACAAUACGCUACAUGCUUGAGUAUUCUCUACGUCGGGUACAUUCUCAUGCAGGUUCCUUCCAAUAUCAUCAUCAACCGCAUUACAAGACCGAGUUGGUACAUUGGAGCCGCCAUGCUUUUGUGGGGCUUGAUCUCCACGCUCUCUGGAAUUGCCAAAGGAUUCGGUGGCAUGGUUGCUAUCCGUUUCAUGCUUGGAUUCGUGGAAGCUGCAUUCUUGCCCGGAGCUCUUCUCAUUCUCUCGAAAUGGUACACUCGCCGCGAGUUGACCACCAGAAACGCCAUCUUGUUCUGCGGUAACCUCAUCUCCAAUGCCUUCUCUGCACUUGUUGGUGCUGGAGUGUUGUCAAAUAUGCAAGGUGUUCUCGGACACGCAGCCUGGAGGUGGCUCUUCUGGAUCGAAGGUGCUGUCACCAUGGGUGUUGCUAUUGCCGCAGCACUCAUUCUGCCCGAUCUGCCUACCAACUCCCGCGGCUUCACAGAGGAAGAACUGCAGGUCGCCCAACUCCGCAUGAUUGAAGACGUCGGUGAGGCAGACGAAGACAGCAAAGAAGACGGUGUAUUCGACGGUCUCUUCAUGGCUCUCAAAGACACCAAGAUCUACGUCUUCAUGCUAACAUUCACCGCCUACGUCGUCGGUCUCUCCUUCAACGCCUUCUUCCCUUCCCUCACAAAAACCCUCGGUUUCAGCUACGUACCUACUCUGCUCAUGAGCGCUCCCCCAUGGGCUUUCGCCUGUAUCGUCUCCCUCAUCAAUGCCUGGCACGCCGACCGCACCCAAGAGAAAUUCUGGCACAUUGUCGGUCCCAUCUGCAUUGGUCUUGUCGGCUUCAUAAUCAACAUGUCGACUCUCAACACCGCAGCCCGCUACAUUGCCCUCUUCCUCCAAACAUCCUCCUACGCCGGCUUCAUCGUCUUUUACUCCUGGAUCUCCUCCUCCUUCCCCCGACCCCCUGCAAAGCGCGCCGUAGCAAUCGCCCUCGUGAACGCCUUUUCCCAACUCGGAAACAUCGCAGGCAGUUACGUCUGGGACUUGAAAGCCAACGGGUACAGAAAGUCAUAUGGCAUUGUUACGGCAAUGUUUGGCAUUACCAUUGUGGGUUGUGUGGUCAUGAAGAUGAUUUUGGUUAAUCUCAACAAGAAGUUGGAGGCUGGAGAGGCGGCUGCUUGGGCUAGUAGACCGGAUGUUGCUGAACAUACCGCUGAGAAGGAGUUUUUGGAUAAUCCUGAUGAGGCGCUGAGGAUGAGACAGGGAUUCAGGUAUCUGGUUUAG
Molecule: messenger RNA, 1434 nt
Organism: Aureobasidium subglaciale EXF-2481
Lineage: Eukaryota; Fungi; Ascomycota; Dothideomycetes; Dothideales; Saccotheciaceae
Exons: 2
Coding region: 1-1434 (477 amino acids)
Biological process (GO): transmembrane transport
Cellular component (GO): membrane
Molecular function (GO): transmembrane transporter activity
Source: RefSeq, a predicted model, not a curated record